AUGAAGAGCGGGAGAGAUGUGGAGCUUACGGGCUCCGCGCUGAGGGAGAAGGCAAAGCGGGCCUCCUUGACCCCUGUGCGGCCCACCAAACCAACCGCCUACGCACGGAAGAGGACCGCGCUGUCAACCGGCGCGGGGAAGCCGGCGAUGCAACGGGAUGCCCUUUCGCAGACAGGCUCGAUGAAUACUUCCAAGAGCGACGACGCGGAAGGCAGUUUCUUGUCAUUGCAAGACGGCCAACGCGCCGGCAGCAUCCAGAGGCGGCCGGAUAUGCACACCCCGCCUGCAAGAGACGCGCCAAGCGGCUGCAGGGCGGCCGAUACGCCGCACACCACCACCGCCUCACCGGGUGGCGGGGACGAGGGCGCGCUUCCCCUUCUGUGCCUCACCACCCCCGAGGCCGGGCUCCCUGCGCUGGAGGAGUGUUCGACUCCCACCAUGCUCGGCGGCGCAACGGUUGUCUGGGCCGGUGGACGUCGUCGCCAGCAGUGGCAGCGGCGGGCGCUUGAUUCCCCGCAGCUGACGGAGCAGGAACACGGCGGCUGCGAAGACCGGGGGGCGUUGCCACAGGCGCAAAAAGUUGGUGUCGCACAAGAGGGUCCCUGCCGAGAAGCAAGGUGCCCGAGUCUGCCGUCCGCGACUUCUCCGGAGCGCCCCACGGAGGCGCGCAACGCGCAGCCGUGGCCUCCGCUGCGGGCGGGGAGUGCUCUGCCGGUGGAUUCGUCGCUCGUCGAGAAGGCGGCGGCGACGCCGGCAACUCAACCUGAGGCAGGUGCCCCGCGGGACUCGCCGAUGCGUGCCGUUGCCGCCGAUGCGGUGAACGAUUUUGCCUCGCGCAUUUUUUGCUGCACGCUCUUCUCACUCUCAUCGCCGUCCUCGCCACGGCGUGACUCCUCGUUGCAGGCAGGCGGACGCGCGGCUACGGAGACGGACGCCGUGCCAGCGACUGUGCGUCGGGAGGGGGCGGUCACGGGCGGCGACACAGCCGCAACACCGGCGCGUAGGGGGGCGUAUUCCGCGUCGAGGGGGCAGCAGGCGUCUUCCAGGGCGGCCGGCGUCAGCUUGUGCGAGGCGGGGUCGAGUGCUGCUGCUGCGGCGCCGGCACCCGAGUGCGUGAACUGGGCGCAGCUUGACAGCUACCGACGGCUGCCGGGGUACAGGGCGGCACGGCGGAGGGCGCAUGCGCAUGCGCUGGACACGCUCCGGCAACGCUUUCACUGCGGCGCGGGGUGA
Molecule: messenger RNA, 1233 nt
Organism: Trypanosoma conorhini
Lineage: Eukaryota; Euglenozoa; Kinetoplastea; Trypanosomatida; Trypanosomatidae
Exons: 1
Coding region: 1-1233 (410 amino acids)
Source: RefSeq, a predicted model, not a curated record